Molecule: messenger RNA, 750 nt
Organism: Alnus glutinosa
Lineage: Eukaryota; Viridiplantae; Streptophyta; Magnoliopsida; Fagales; Betulaceae
Exons: 1
Coding region: 1-750 (249 amino acids)
Source: RefSeq, a predicted model, not a curated record
AUGGCUAAUACCCUCAACAAGAGAGAAGAGGGGACACUUCCAAGUCAGCUAGUGGCCAACUCGAAGGGACACUACAUGGUAGAAGGCAAUACUUCAUAUCACCAGCAAGUUCAAGCCAACACCACAUUGCGUAGUGGAAAAGGGGUCGACAAUCAUGUGCAAGAAAAUGUGGAUGAGCAAACUGAGAUCCCGCAGAAUUUGCAGAAGGACAAAGGUAAGCAAGUAAACAAUGAGGCUUCUUCUUCAUCAGCUCCCACUUCUGAGAUACCAUAUGAGCCUUGGGUCCCGUUCCCGGAAUGUCUCAAGGCACCUUCUCACUUUGGGAAACAAGGAGAGAAAAUACAAGAUAUGAUGGAGGUCCUCAAACAGGUAAAAAUCAACCUCCCACUGCUUGAUACCAUCAAGCAAGUACCUGCCUAUGCAAAAUUCCUUAAGUACUUGUGUACUCAGAAAAGGAAAAGCAUAAAUCAUAUUCCCAAGAAAGUCCUUACUAAGCAUGCGAGCUCCCUGAUUCAGCACAGUACUCCUCCGAAGUUCAAGGAUCCUGGAUUCCCUACAAUUUCAUGUAUCAUCGGACAGAGUGAGAUUGAUAAAGCACUCUUAGAUUUAGGAGUUGGUGUGAAUUUACUUCCCUAUUCAGUGUAUCAGCAACUUGGCCUAAGGGAACUGAAGCCCACCACAGUGAUUUUGCAGUUUGUUGAUCGGUCUAUUAAGAAACCAAGAGGGGUAAUAAAAGAUGUCAUCAUCUGA